UGUCAUCGUAUCAGAACUCAGAUAUAUUAUACAAGCCGCAAACCCGACAAAAUAUACGGCAUAAUUGAGAGGUUGUCAACAGGCUCGAGAAAGAUCGAACUUUUCGGAAGAUUACACAACGUGCGACCGAACUGGGUAACAAUUACACAUCAACUGCCCAAUAUUAUGAUUGUAGACCCCAAAAUGAAAGAAGCAUUUUCUAACUCAUUCCCAAAUGGAAAC
Helobdella robusta is the source of this 222-nucleotide messenger RNA. RefSeq lists its product as hypothetical. The annotation marks the transcript as partial. The record is from RefSeq and is a predicted model, not a curated record. The transcript has a single exon. Gene Ontology annotation, cellular component: nucleus; RNA N6-methyladenosine methyltransferase complex. Gene Ontology annotation, molecular function: mRNA m(6)A methyltransferase activity. Lineage: Eukaryota; Metazoa; Annelida; Clitellata; Rhynchobdellida; Glossiphoniidae.